Messenger RNA from Rhinichthys klamathensis goyatoka, 1315 nucleotides. RefSeq names its product family with sequence similarity 167 member Ab (gene fam167ab). The transcript is spliced from 2 exons. The record is from RefSeq and is a predicted model, not a curated record. Lineage: Eukaryota; Metazoa; Chordata; Actinopteri; Cypriniformes; Leuciscidae. The coding region runs from base 109 to 729 and encodes 206 amino acids.
UCCAAAGGUCUGUAUUUUUAUUGAUCAAACAAGGCGAUGAGAUAAUCUGACACUUAAAUUGAUUCUCACCGUUUAUUUUUGGCGACACUAACCACUUCCUCAAAGGCCAUGGAUGCGAGCUCAAUACCUCAGAUUGAUAUAGAGGACUAUGAUGGCCUUGAGGUUGAGGUUGUCCCAGAUGAUCACUUGAGAAACUUGAAAGCACUGACUGAGAAGCUGAGACUUGAAACCAGAAGGCCGUCCUAUCUUGAGUGGAAGGAACGAGUGGAAGCUCAGAGCUCCAAAAGCUCAGCCGUGCCAGAGAGCUCGUCAGCCCUGGAGAAAGGUGCUGGACUGAAGCCCAGUGCAACACCUCAGAGGAACAUAGAGAAUUCCCAAGCGACUGCAGGAAACGGCCUGAUUUCGAAGAGCCUCAGAGGGUUCGAUAAUAUUGACGAAGCUCUGGUUUGGCUUAGAAAAGAACUGAUGGAGAUGCGCAUCCAGGACCAGCAAUUGGCACGCCAGCUCAUGCGACUACGCGGUGACAUCAAUAAACUCAAAGUGGAGCAGACAUGUCACCUGCACCGUCGAAUGCUCAAUGACGCCACCUUUGGCCUGGAGGAGCGUGACGAGCUGUCGGAUCUUUUGUGUGAUGGACCCGUCACCCCGGGGUUUGGCCUCUCUUCACCACUGCGCCUCAUUGGUGUCACAAAGAUGAACAUCAACUCCAGACGCUUCUCUCUUUGCUAGAAAUGUUCGGAGUGACCAUACAGCAAUUAAGAGAACAAGUGACUCAAAAAGUGAAAUGAAUAAUCUUCGACAACUGUUUUGAAAGCCAUGAGAACUGUUGUCACAGAACAUCCUAUGCCUCUUGGUCUAUGUACUUGUGCCAGUGAAAUCAUUUGAAUUAAAUGAAUGAACAAUGGACAAUGACUUCUAAAAAAAGGUCUGACCUGUUAGCCAUGGCUCUAUGCCUUACAUACAAUUCUUGUUGUGGUCAUGAGAUAUCAACAACUGUUUCUUACCACACACAUGCUCUGUUCCAAAUCUUAUGUGCACCCUUUGACAUGAAAGGCUGUUACAAAACAGGAGACACUAUAAAUCUAGUGCCUCUUGUUUUAGCCCAAUUCUAAGGCAGUAUUCAUGGUAAAAGCAACUCCAUAAUUCAAUGCGAUAAACUUAGUAAAGCAAUACAAACAUGAUUGUGGAUGGGGCGUUGAUUAUGAAUAAACUAUGAAUCAACAGUGAAAAGUAUUGAUUAAUGUCAUUUAAAUGUGGUAUUUAACCCUCUACUGCACACAUUUUGAUGGUACAUGAGAAAAAUGAUUCCACAUCA